Messenger RNA from Nematocida homosporus, 3390 nucleotides. RefSeq lists its product as uncharacterized. The record is from RefSeq and is a predicted model, not a curated record. The coding region runs from base 1 to 3390 and encodes 1129 amino acids. NCBI's taxonomy places the organism in Eukaryota, Fungi, Microsporidia. The transcript has a single exon.
AUGCCGCUAUCUCUAUCUAUGAACAAGCCAACCAAAACUCAUCUAAUUAGCCACAGAUCAACAUCAAUCUCAAACCAGUUAUGUGUUCGUCAAGCUGUUCAGAGUAUCAAACACAUUAUUAUGCUUGCUCCUAGCACAGCUAGCGCCUCUACAAACCGCAGUGAUCAUUUUAAGGAAAUUAAGCCUGGCAAUGUUGCUAGGCUGUGUCUGCUUCUCUUAAUAGUUAGUUCGAUUUAUGUCUCAGGCAUAAGCACCAACAUAUCCCUAGUUGCUGCACAAAACGAGCUACCCAGCUCCGAUGCAAUGAUUCUAAUGAUGGAGUCAAUGGGUUUUGAAUUUAAAAGCGUGGGGCGGGCACUGAUCGUUAAGUCCUACCACCCCAACGAACCAGAAAAAGUAGGCGGAGCUGACAAUUCAUUGCCAACCCAAUGCAGCUUAGCGGCAUGGGAGACACCCAUUUAUGUGGUCGAAUACCCAACCCAAUAUCUCACCUUUCAUCUACCCGCAUACAUACAUAUACAUAAGGCCCGACUAGUACUAUUUGAGCUAAGAAAGAUCGCGUUUAUUAAGACGAGCCAUGCUACUAUCAAUUAUGCCCAUUCUAACCCAGGAAUAACCUCAAUCAAUUUACAAAUUCUAUCUCGAGUCGUCAACAUGCUAGACUGUAUGGUCCUGGAGCUAUGCUUGGAUCCUCGGCAUCACGAAGAGAUAGCUAAAAGCCCAGAGGAUUUGAAGAAAAUCCAGAUAGAGGCACGCGAUACCGUCAAACAUGCUUCUUACACGCUAAAAUGCCGACUCCAGUUUACAAACAUCCAAAGCAAGGAGCAGCACACAGAAUUGCUACGCCAUGGAAUUAUCAUACAAAGGCCUAUUUCAAGCGUCUAUUUAGAUGAUAACCAAAUCGAUGCCAUUUCUCUCCUUCAGCACGUGUCGCUAAUCAACGGAUAUGAAUUUUCAUUUGAAUGGACGCAUAGCACAUCAGAUAUUGAUCUCAACCUGCUCCAAACACUCCCGGUCAAGUGCAAGCAGCUUUUCAUUAUAGGCCAUCCAGACAGGCCAGGUAUAAGCACAAUAGACGGUCUUGAAAAUGCUAUUAUAAAGCACCCAAAGAUGUCUCUGAAAGCCAGCUGGGCAACCAUCCAGUAUCUCUGCGUGCACAACAAAUCUCUAAUACACGUCCAUACUAUUGAAGGCAUAUUGGUCUCCCAUCUUUCUAACCAGACCGGGCGCCAACCCUCUCAAAACCCAGUCUCUUCUGACUUCCGCAUCUCCGCAUCUCUAGGCAUUAUCACAAUCGACAACAAUCUACCAUGCCAAUCCACAGAUUACUAUAAACUGAUGUACAAACAAGAGGACUUUACCAAACUAGGCAUAUCCUUUGAACAGAUUCAAUUUGACUAUCAGGAAGACCGAGUAGAUUUGUAUGCCACCUUAGAAGCAUUUUACGGCAUCAAAGCGUUGGAUACAAUGCCAACGGAAGUUCUAACAAGGGCGGUUAUAUGUUGCGGAGACAAACUCAGCGAUCCCAACUGGAUGCUUCAAGAAACACUCAAUAUCUGGCUCAACAAGAUCCAAAUAGAUGACAAUCGCCAGAGCUAUAUAUGCUUUGCCACCCGAGACUGCUCAAGCCGUUGGCACAUGCACUUCUGUCGCUGUAUACACUAUACAUGCAUCAGGAUUUCUGGUGGCAACGACUCCGACGAGAAGAAGCCGGUCAAGAAAUGCAUCCUUCUACUAACUGUACUUCAAAGCCUCACGGCCAAAGAACUUAAAAUCUCUAAUAUCCGCAACGAUAAGCAAAUCGAGACUCAGUUUAACAUAUCCGUUCUCAAAUCAAAAAUAGCUAAGUCAACCAAAUGGCAUCUUAACGUCAAAUUCCUGAUACUAGAUAACGUUGACCAACAAAUCAUUUAUUGGAUGCUAGGACAUUACACUUUUACAAACCCAAUCGAAAUAUACCUUCUAAACCAGCACUUCAGCAACCUUGCCAUUGCCGAAGUUCUCUCACUUCCUCAAACCGAGCAAAUCGCAUUACUCGAGAUUAACAACAUUCUGGGACUAAACGAAGUGAUCAAUUUCCAACAAAAAACCAACCAAACCAAUGGAUUCUCAAUAUUCAGAUAUAUAAAGGCAGCAAUGAAACAGCACAAUCCAUCGGGAAGUCUUGACACAUUCAGCUCACUCAGCUCACUCGACACAUUCAACGCACUCAACACACUUAACUUGCACAAACUAUCAUUGCAACUAGGCUGUCUCAACUUUAGCUUAUAUACUAAGCUCAUCCAGAAGCUUGCCAGCUAUAAUAUUCAACUAUCAGCGAUGCCACUAGAAGAUUAUAUCAAAGGCGCCGCAUCAAACCCCAUUGCCAAUCUAGCAGUACACAAAAGACUGUUUACGCUCUAUAACAUUACUCUAGCGGCCCUAGAAGCCGGCCUCAAGGCCCACCAGACUCCAACCAGGACCCAACACCGACCACUCCCUACUCUCCUCCGACAAUCCGUCGAGGAAUUACGACUGGAGUUCUCUCGCCGCCAAUCCCUAAACGAGCCAGACUUGAUAACAAUUAUCCGCUGGGUAGCUUGCUUAUUUAAGGAUCUGGUUGCAUUACGACUAGCCAAUGUCAGGCUGACAUGUCGGGCAACAUUUGCACUGAGAUCUCACAAAUAUUGGGUUUAUGGCCUAUGCACGCUUGCCAAUAUUUACAUAGAAAUUGACCUGUUCUCGCAAAAGCAUGUUAGAUUACCAAUCCAACUGUAUAGCCAUGCCAUGGUGUCAAAUGUCUUUAAUUACCGGCCCGAACUCACCGCAAUAUCAUCGGCAACCUUGCUCCGGUUUAUUGCCUUUAUCGACCAAAUCGACAAGUUUGUCUCGAAUCAUGCCUUUCCCAAAGCAUCCCUCAAAAUGAUCGUAAAUUCCAUUAAGGAAAACAAGACUGAUUUCGAAUGUCCCGUUUGUUUCCGGGUUCUUGGUAUGGUCCCUAGCGAAAGAGGAUGGAAAAACAUAUCCUGUUUCCUAACUUCAUCGCCCACCCACAACUUAUAUAACUCAAGCGACAACUUCGCAGCACUUUGCUAUCUCAAAUGCGGGCACCGCAUCUGCAAUGAGUGCAUACCCAAGAUGAAAAAGAUGCCGAGCACUCAAUGUCCCACCUGCCGUACACCAAACGUCUACGACAAUCCCCACCGGCUCAUCGGCAUUCCUCUAUCUAGGUUUAUCUUUGCCGAAGACAGUGUUAAAACACUCCACCCCAACCCCGACCAACUCAAUGCCUAUACAUGGGACAAUGAGCAAAUCUAUUUCUACAUACCCUAUAGCCAGAUAGACAACCUUCUCCGCGGCCUUGAUAAAAACCCAAACCAUGACGUUCCCAAGGAAGUAAGCGUCAUCUAA